AUGAAGCAGCGGCGCUCACUGUCGCACAUAGCCCUGGCAUUGCUGCUUUGUCCAUUGGCACUGGCACGGCACCACACAAGACAUCCCUCAGGAGCGGCUGAGGCCCAGGGCGGCCAGCUGUCCGAUGGCGUGACCUCUACAGAUCUGCACUACAACGAUGGUUCCCUGCUAAAGGAGCUGCACCCGCCCCCCACCUCCCCACAGAACGUGACUGUCGACCUGAACCUGCCGAUCUGCCACGACUUUGGCAGGACGGGCAAAUUCACUGGGCAGUGGGUGGAUCACCCAGACCGCAACUUCAGGCAGCACUCGGCGUGCCCCAAGUGGGCGCACGAUUUUGACUGCGACACAAGCGCCGGGCCGUCUGACAAAAAUCCGGCGCUGCUCGCGUCCGAGUACCGCAAGGUCUUCCAGCCGGAUGAGUGCAACCUGCGCCCCUGGGACACCCAGGGGUUUGACACGUGCAUGAAGGGGCGACGCAUAAUAUUCGUGGGGGACUCGAUGACGUGGCAGAUGUACACCUCGCUGGCAUGCCUGCUGGCGCCCGUUACGGAGACGGGCGUCGGUGUUACAUGGGAGAAAUCGAACACUACGGUGACUGGGGAAUACAAGGGGCGCGAAUGGAAUGAGGGCCGCCACAUCAUGAAGCAGUACUGGGCCCAGGUGAAGCUGAAAAACGGUGGUGAACUGAUCGCGCGCUGCUUUGGCCGUUUCAACGGUACACUGUGGGACGACGUCUUUGCUGAGCUGGGGCCGUUGACAGAGCGUGAUGUCAUCAUCGUCAAUUUUGGCGCUUGGUACCCGCGCUUCAACUACUACGAGAUCAGGACACCCUUUGAGGCAUACAAGCAGGACGUGAGGGAGAUCUUCAUGGAGAAACUGGCCAAAUCUCCUGCCCAGACCAUCUGGAGGAUCAACUCGCCCUCCCACUUUGGCGGCCACACCGGCACAUUCACCGCCAUUGAACAGAUGCUGAUGCCGGAGGGCGUCCCCAAGCGCCAGCACUGCGACCCGGUCACCGUCGGCGAGUACUGGUUCCGUGACGCCGUCUUACAAACUCUCAAGGAGUGCGGCGAGCCCUGCAAGAAAAUCAAGCUGCUGCCGGUGUUCGACCUCAGCCUGGCGCGGCACAACAGCCACCAUGGAAGCUUCGGCCGCGGCCGCGAUGUCGACAUGACCGACUGCCGCCACUUCUGCCUGAAUGUCAUCGACUGGUGGAACAUCCUGCUCUACUCCAUGAUGUGCUUCCCCUGA
Messenger RNA from Coccomyxa subellipsoidea C-169, 1254 nucleotides. RefSeq lists its product as hypothetical. NCBI's taxonomy places the organism in Eukaryota, Viridiplantae, Chlorophyta, Trebouxiophyceae, Coccomyxaceae. The record is from RefSeq and is a predicted model, not a curated record. Gene Ontology annotation, molecular function: O-acetyltransferase activity. Bases 1 to 1254 code for a protein of 417 amino acids. The transcript has 7 exons.